AUGUAUCUCCUAUACCUGUUAGGGGCUAUCUCGCUCCUGAUCGCCACCGUCGCGGCCGAGUCGUCCGAGAUUUUCUACUGGCCCGUCGGAUCGCCGCAACCCUCUCUCCUGGCACGCGUCGCCUAUGAUCCUGCGACACUGGAGUCCGAGCUCUUGUCGUACCACCCUCCGGCCGGCUCUCCCAAUGACCUCGUUCGCAUUGGUCUAUACACCAUUACUACCUCCAGCCCCAAGCAAUGGUCUGGCAGCUUGGUAUCCUUGUCCGCCUUGACCGGAGAUGACCAGCCCACAAUUCGCCUUCACCUCGGACCUGCCAACGAGCCGUACCACAUUUCUCUGGCCGCUUCAUCUUCCUCUGGCUCUAAGGUGGAGCUGGUCUCCAAUGCACCAGGCACCCAGCCGCAUUUGAACCGACCGGUCGUCGUGAGCCCCGAUGGGUCAAAUCCCGAAGAAGUCCCAGAGAAAACAUUUUUCCAAAAGUACUGGUGGGUGCUCUUGAUUGUCACAUUCUUGACUAUGUCCGGCGGCGGUGGUGGUGGGGAAGGACAAUAG
This is a messenger RNA of Penicillium pulvis, 552 nucleotides long. RefSeq lists its product as uncharacterized. The transcript has 2 exons. Bases 1 to 552 code for a protein of 183 amino acids. Lineage: Eukaryota; Fungi; Ascomycota; Eurotiomycetes; Eurotiales; Aspergillaceae. The record is from RefSeq and is a predicted model, not a curated record.